Molecule: messenger RNA, 561 nt
Organism: Strongylocentrotus purpuratus (purple sea urchin)
Lineage: Eukaryota; Metazoa; Echinodermata; Echinoidea; Camarodonta; Strongylocentrotidae
Exons: 1
Coding region: 1-561 (186 amino acids)
Source: RefSeq, a predicted model, not a curated record
AUGAAAAGCAGUCACACAGGGCUUCGAAGGCUGCUGGAAUUCUCCCCAAACCUUGGUGCUUUGGACGGCAAGCAUGUUGCAAUCAAGUGCCCUGAGGAUAGUGGGUCAAUAUUUUACAACUACCAGUGUUUCUACUCUAUUGUACUCAUGGCCCUGGUCGACGCCAAGUACAGAUUUGUGUGGAUAGAUGUCGGAAACGAAACCUCUGAUGCACAGCUCUUCAACUCGUGUGAACUAAAACAACGUCUUAAAUCUGAAAUCCUUGGAGUGCCUCUGCCAGAGCCUCUGUCCAACGAUGAUGAAGACAUCCCCUACUUCUUUGUGGCAGACGAGACCUUCGCCAUGACAACAUGGCCAAUGAAGCCGUACGCAAGGAGGGCUAUGGCUAAACAAGAGAGAAUUUACAACUACCGGCUGUCCCAGGCAAGGAGAUUGGUGGAGAAUGCUUUCGGCAUUCCUACCAACCGAUUUCAGUGCCUGCUGAGUACUGACCACUCUCCGACAAACCCCUUCAACCGUCAGGACCAUGGUAUAGGCAAGCUCCUUCUGUUGGUCACUUGA